Messenger RNA from Dibothriocephalus latus, 366 nucleotides. The record is from the annotation of a GenBank genome assembly. NCBI's taxonomy places the organism in Eukaryota, Metazoa, Platyhelminthes, Cestoda, Diphyllobothriidea, Diphyllobothriidae.
UGCCAGGACACGAAUGAAAGCGCUGCGCAUAGACCCGACGUGGUACUACCUUUGGGUUUAACCAUCUUCACCACCUGCGCUCUGGGAGAGCUGAGCAUGAAUCUAGACGCAGGUGUGAUGAGCACCACAAAGUUUGUCUGCAGUCCCCUGGAGUUUCCGACAGCGGUAUCCGGACUUGGAGGAGAUGGUGGGGCGAUCUCUGUCAACGUGCCGUCGGUGCGCAACUCUGAUUCCGCCAUUACGGCUGCUAUUGCGGAGUUCUCACAUAUUUUGUUGGGUGCCGUCCACGAGAGUAUUGUUUUCAUCGAUGAUCUCAUUGGUAAGGCGGUGUACUGGGUAAAAUAUUCAGUCGUUGCACUGACAUAA